CUCGCCAAUCAGGCGCACAGCUCACGGGGCACGCUCUCCAGGCGCGUGAGGCGGGCUGGCGGCGUCCCGGGGGCCAUGGAGCGGGACCGGCGGGAGAUGGUGUCUGCCUUCUGCCACAAAACUUCAUCUUUGGAGCGGGUGGAGGAGGAAGGUGAUGAUGAGGAGGUGGAUGAUGAAUUGGACAUUUUUGGGGGCUAUGACAGCCUCACGUGCUACAACAGCAGCAUGGGCAGUGAUAGCAGCUCCUGUCUGGAGGAGUCUAGCGAUGAUGAGGUGGCAGACCGGGAAGCUGGAGAGCUUUCAACAUCUCCGAUGCACCAGCCAUCCACAGGCCGGCUCACAGAAGAAAAUGGCUCCGAGCCAGCUGUGUGCGAAAUGUGUGGGAUUGUGGGCACCAGGGAGGCUUUCUUCUCCAAGACUAAACGUUUCUGCAGCGUCUCCUGCUCCAGAAGCUACUCCUCAAAUUCCAAAAAGGCCAGCAUCCUGGCCAGACUGCAGGGGAAACCACCAACAAAGAAAGCUAAAGUUCUGCACAAGGCAUCCUGGUCAGCUAAGAUCGGGGCCUUCCUCCAUUCACAGGGCACGGGACAGUUGGCAGAUGGAACACUGACAGGUCAGGAUGCACUCGUCCUGGGCUUUGACUGGGGAAAGUACCUUCAGGAGCACGGCUACAAGGCAGCUCCUGUCAGUUGCUUCAAACACGUGCCGCUCUUCGAUCAGUGGGAUGAUGUAGUGAAAGGUAUGAAAGUGGAAGUGCUGAACAGUGAUGCUGUGCUUCCGAGUCGUGUGUACUGGAUUGCAUCUGUCAUCCAGAUUGUAGGAUACAGGGCCCUUCUGCGAUAUGAGGGCUUUGAGAACGAUGCUGGUCAUGACUUCUGGUGUAAUUUGGGCACAGUGGAUAUUCACCCCAUUGGCUGGUGUGCCAUCAACAGCAAAAUCCUGGUACCACCACAAACUAUCCAUGCCAAGUACACUGACUGGAGAAGUUACCUCAUGAAAAAACUGGUGGGAGCUAGGACCAUCCCAGUGGAUUUCCACAUAAAGAUGGCAGAGAGCAUGAAGUACCCGUUCCGGCAGGGUAUGCGGGUCGAGGUGGUGGAUAAGAACCAUGUGUCUCAGACACGUAUGGCAGUGGUGGACACAGUGAUUGGGGGCAGACUGAGACUCCUCUAUGAGGAUGGCGACAGUGAUGAUGACUUCUGGUGCCACAUGUGGAGUCCCCUCAUCCAUCCUGUGGGCUGGUCACGAAGAGUUGGCCAUGACAUAAAGAAGACAGAAGAAAAACGUAACGACAUGGCAAACCAUCCCACCUUCCGGAAGAUUUACUGUGAUGCUGUGCCCUAUCUGUUUAAGAAGGUACGAGCUGUCUAUUCUGAAGGUGGAUGGUUUGAGCGAGGUAUGAAACUGGAAGCCAUUGACCCCCUGAAUCUGGGCAACAUCUGUGUGGCCACUGUUUGCAAGGUUCUCUUGGAUGGGUACCUCAUGAUCAGCAUUGAUGGAGCAACAUCUGAUGAUGGCUCUGACUGGUUCUGCUAUCAUGCGUCCUCACACGCCAUCUUCCCUGCCAACUUCUGUAAGAGGAACAACAUUGAACUGACUCCACCAAAAAGGCACGAAGCAAAGACAUUCAGCUGGGAGCGUUACCUAGAAGAGACCAAAUCAAGACCUGCUCCAUCACGGCUCUUCAACACAGACUGUCCCAACCAUGGCUUCAAGGCAGGCAUGAAGGUGGAGGCAGUGGACCUGAUGGAACCCCGGCUCAUCUGUGUGGCCACGGUGAAGCGUGUAGUCCAGCGUCUCCUUAGCAUCCAUUUUGAUGGCUGGGACAAUGAGUAUGACCAGUGGGUGGACUGCGAGUCUCCAGACAUUUAUCCUGUGGGGUGGUGUGAGCUUACAGGCUACCAGCUUCAACCACCAGUGACUCCAGAGCCCACAACUCCAGCGAAGGCCAAGGAGGUGCCCAAGAAGAGGAAGAAACCCUAUGGAAAGAAGAGAAAAAAGUUACCUGCCAAAGCCCGCAGUGUCAAGCAGACUGUCAAGAAGUCUUCUGCCAUGAACUCAAAACGAGAAGCAAAAGCUGCCAGCCAGACUUUGCCAGAGCCAGCACCUGAUGAGAUCAUUGCUGUACGGGUGAAAGAAGAAACCAUU
Molecule: messenger RNA, 2148 nt
Organism: Taeniopygia guttata (zebra finch)
Lineage: Eukaryota; Metazoa; Chordata; Aves; Passeriformes; Estrildidae
Gene: L3MBTL2
Product: L3MBTL histone methyl-lysine binding protein 2
Biological process (GO): negative regulation of DNA-templated transcription
Cellular component (GO): nucleus
Molecular function (GO): chromatin binding; zinc ion binding
Source: RefSeq, a predicted model, not a curated record